UGCUACUGGUGCGAGGUGUCUCUGUGUGUGUGUGGGUUGAAUGAAUGCAUUCGUUGGGCGGAGGGCGCCGGUGUAAGGGCAAACGGGAGUGGAGUGUUGGCUUUAGCGUCGGCCCUUCCGCCGGCAGUGUUGGCAGCGUGGUUCGUCGCGAGCAGGUUAGUUGAGCUCAGGCCGCGACCGUUGCAGCACGUGUCUCGAUUCUCCGGGCAGCAGAUUCGCUUUGUACGGGCUGGCUUUUUUUUCGCACAAACUUCCCAUUUCCCCUUUGCUCCGUGCAGUGGAACGAUUUUGAAGUAGAGUUUUACAUUUGAGAAAUAAAAUUUAAACCGUUUAUAGAUCGAAUAGGAAAAAAAACAGGUGUUUUCCCGCUUUACAAAACAGCGCGAAACUAUUUCGUGUCAAAUCCCAAUUGUGUCACGUAGUGUAUUGGAUCGUGCUCAGUGUGUGUUGGUGUGUAUUUAAAAUUCCAAUCGAAAUUUGAGGUGAAAGGUUCAGCCUUUCGAGAGUGGAAAACAGUGAGAAGUAAAAGAAAGCAACCAAAUACAACCUCCGUUACCUCUUUCGGGUUUAUUAAACGGCUAAAGCGUUCAGUGAUUUCGGGCAUCGAUUAAACAACAGCUACGACCACACAAAAUGUCCUGGAGAUACGCGUUCUACAAUUGUGCCUUGGUAGAAGGCAGACACGCCAAACAGCUUCCACAUUUCCAGUGCACGGACGACAAGUGGGAAUGCAAUAAAGAAAACUCGCCCACACCGACACACAAUCUGUGUGAGUAUUCUUGUUGUGCCCAGGCCAACCCAUGCCCCAACAACCUCUUCAGCAGCGGUGCGUGCGGCGGCUGCAAGCGGAACUUCUGGAACGAAUCUCCUAAUCCGGCGUUGGACGUGUUCGUGCGGAACGCGUAUCUGACACACUACCGUAACAACGACAAGAUGGCAGAACAAACGACCGGCAGGCAGCUACAGCGGAUCCUGCACUACUCCGUCACACCGUGCCGGCCCAUGCUGGGCCUUCGACGUUCCGAAUGUGCAUUAUACGACGUUGACUGUGAUGAAGUCUAUCCACGGCUGUACAUUGGCGAUGCCAACUCAGCUAAAAACAAACAGUAUUUGCGGCUGAUCGGUGUAACGCACGUGCUGAACACGGCGGAAGGCACGCGCUUCGGGCAGGUGGAUACGGGCCACAGCUACUACCGGGACAUGUCCGGCAUCAGGUGUACGUUCAGGUAUAUGGGCUUUCCGAUGAUUGAUCAGCCGACGACGGACAUCAGCCGGUACUUCUACAUUGCCUCCAAGUUUAUCGAGAAUGGUAUCAACAGUGGAGGUAAGGUCCUUGUGCACUGUAUGAUGGGCAUGUCCCGUUCGGCGACCUGCGUGCUGGCGUACCUCAUGAUCGCCCGCAAGAUGACCGCCGCCGAGGCGAUCCGCACCGUCCGAAUGCAUCGGGACAUUCGCCCGAACGAGGGCUUCCUCCAGCAGCUGGCCGAUCUGGACAAUGAGCUGAAGCGUGACCGGUUGUACUAUUGACUCGAGUGUGGCCAACGCUUCAGGAAGAAAUAAUGCCGAUUAUAUUAAUCUAAACGUGUGGGGGGGGAAAAAACAUGGCGCAAACCGAGGCAGCAGCUCUAACCCAACAGCAGAACAACACGCACCCAUCAUGUGUUUGUGUGCAUGGAAACUAAUAUACUCUCAAGCUCAUCCAAUCACACGAACAACAAAACAAUGCUAUUUUAAACACUUACUGUGCAGGCGUACGUAAUGGAUGCUCGGUUGAAGGUUUCCAGGGUCGUGCUCGUGACAUAUAGAUGGCAGCUCUAGUCGGCAGGCAAUAUUGUGAUUUAGAAAACAAAAAAAAAAAAUCGAACAGGGGAGGGGAAAUUUUGUUUCUUGUUUUGGGGACACUACUCCAACAUCCAUUCCGAAUACGGGGAGGGACAGACAACACGAGGAGUUGGAGCAUUACAAUUCGCCUGCGGCUUAUUGUUGAUGGAGUUCAAUAAGGUGACGCACAGAAAGAAGUUACUACACCAAAUAUAACAUUAUGAGUUAAGUAUGCAAAACAAAAAACUACAUUCUACCACACAUCUUAGAUCGUUUGUGUUUGCUCUUGUAUGUUAGAUUAAUGUAUGACAUUACAGAGGAGGCUCUACAUUGACCGCUUUUGUUAAACUUGAGCUGGAGAAGCAAAUCACAACCUAAAGAAUUCCUCCAUGAGACCAUUUAAGACCAGAAACAAUAUCAGAAUUUCGCUUUAACAAAAAUUGGUUUUUUCCAAAACCAAUCAACGAACAAGAGAUCUUUGCAGAAGAUACAACAGCAAUCCAGGGAAAUACAAAACAUACCAAUCCUUUACCCGAGUAGUAGUGCUAGCGAAGACUUUUGAAAGGGUGAAAGGAACUCCGUUGUCUAGGAUUAGAUCCGCUAGUCAGCUCUCCAGGAGUACAACAAUAGGCAGAACUUCUCACCAGUCAUGGUUGAGUGGUCGUUGUACAGAUGCUAGAGACACCGAACUCCACCGUAUGUCAGCUGAGAUUAUGUUACCAUUUCACUACGUUCUGAAGGCAACUACCACUGUGUACUACAUCUAAUCUAAUGAAGCAAACUCUACACUUGAAUCAACAAGAAAUGAGAGGAAGCAA
Anopheles merus is the source of this 2639-nucleotide messenger RNA. RefSeq names its product dual specificity protein phosphatase 3. The transcript has 6 exons. The record is from RefSeq and is a predicted model, not a curated record. NCBI's taxonomy places the organism in Eukaryota, Metazoa, Arthropoda, Insecta, Diptera, Culicidae. Gene Ontology annotation, cellular component: cytoplasm. Gene Ontology annotation, biological process: negative regulation of MAPK cascade; protein dephosphorylation. Gene Ontology annotation, molecular function: protein tyrosine/serine/threonine phosphatase activity; MAP kinase phosphatase activity. The coding region runs from base 634 to 1527 and encodes 297 amino acids.